Apus apus (common swift) is the source of this 2145-nucleotide messenger RNA. Its product is annotated as nucleolin-like. Bases 230 to 1360 code for a protein of 376 amino acids. NCBI's taxonomy places the organism in Eukaryota, Metazoa, Chordata, Aves, Apodiformes, Apodidae. The transcript is spliced from 7 exons. The record is from RefSeq and is a predicted model, not a curated record.
GUCCCGGUGCCGGCAGAGAGGAGCCCGUUGUUGCUGGGGUGUCUGUAGGUUUGUGCUUUCCAGAGAAGAUCUGCCUCGUGGAGGGGGCAUCCGAGGGAGGAUGCCAACGGCCCAGUGAGCAGCGACCGGGAGAGCAGCAGAGCCCCUCUCGCUCCCCUCCCCGCAGGGGCUAGAGGAGGCGAGGACCUGGGCUGGUCUCUGAGCAGGAUCCCAACCAGCCUGAGCUGAGAUGCCAGAGCCAGCACCGCCCGGCGGGGACAAGAAGGUGGCGGAGAAGAAACGGACGGAGACGGUGGGAGCAAAAGGCAGCGCUGCUGGACCUCCAGUCCCCAAGAGCCUCCCCGUGCAGAGGAAGGUGGAGCCCUCCAGCCUGGACCCAGCAGAGGAGCCACUCCUCUGGGAAGGGCUGACCCUCAACAAGUGCAUCCUGGUGGCCUCCGUCGUCGCCCUGCUCAGCGUCACCUUCCAGGUGCUCCAAGCACCAUGCUCCAGGGAAGGAGUCAGCCGUGGCAGGCAGGACCCUCCACCACCUCCCCUUCACGAGGUGGUCACUGCCAAGGAGGAGGUCCCAGAAGCAGUGACAGCCCAGCCAGCACAGCCCAAGGGCACCAUGUUCAAGGACGAUGGUGGCAGCAAUGAUGGUGAUGACGACAGUGAUGACAACAGUGAUGAUGAUGACGAUGCUGACAGCAACUUGGCAGAGCCCUGGAUCUUCAAGAAGUGGUUUGGCCGCUCAACAUCAGAGGACAGGGAUGAAGAGGACAGGGAUGAAGAGGACAGGGACAAAGAGGAUGGAGAAGAAGAGGAUGGAGACAAAGAAGAUGGGGAUGAUGAGGACGGGGAUGAAGAGCAUGGGGAUGAAGAGGACAAGGACAAAGAGGAUGGGGAUGAUGAGGACAGUGACAAAGAGGAUGGGGAUGAAGAGGAAGGGGAUGAGGAGCCCACAGAUGUCCCCAGAGUUUCACUGCCUGCAGCAGAGGUGAAGAAAAGCCGGGAGAAGAAGCCAGAGAAGAAGCUGGAGAAGAAGGAGAAGAAGCCAGAGAGGAAGGAGAAGAAGGAGGAGAAGGCCCGGGAGGGCCGUGCUGCCCGGACGGAGCAAAGCAGCUGGAGGGAAGCACGAGCCAAGGACAGGGCACAGAGGGACAGACCCAGCAGAGCCCCCAGGGCCCCCCGGGAGUGGCAGCAGCCCCAGAAGAAAUGGGGCCGGGAGGGGAAGGAGAAUCGGAGGGAGCGGGAGGAGCCCAGGAGGGAAGGGGGGAAGGGCCGGGCGGGCAGGGAGAGCCCGAGGCGGGAGAGGGGCAGGAGAUCCCGGGAGCCCGAGGGCACGGCCGGGCCCAGGGAGGGCAAGAGGCGCGACUAAAGGCCGGGGCCAGCGAGGGGCUCGAUGGUGCUGAAUCCAGGGGGGUCCAACCCCGGCACGGACACCCUGCGGCUCCCCAGGGACACCCUCGGGCUGGUCCACGGGCAGAGCCCCAGGAUCUCGGAGCAGCAGCGGAGCAGCCCGGGGAGCCUGGCAUCAGCCUCCUUGUGGACUUUGGGCCCCCCCUGGAUGAGAAGCAGAAAGGCGACCUGAAAAGAAAAAUCAGGGGAAGGAGCUUCUCUUCAUCGGGGCUUCGCGCUUAGUUCUCCAUCCCCACCCCAAACCUCCCUCCCAGUUCAUUUCCACUCGUGCUCCCUGAGGCAGCUCAGCCGGGCACAGGGAUCCCAGUGAACAGAGUUUGUCUCCAGACCGUGUGGCUUUUGAGUUCAGUGAAUGGUUUUAUUCGAAGCAAAUCAAGAGAGAAGUGGAUUCUGAGUCAGCAAAGCCAGGCUGCUGCCGUCCUCAGGGGGGACAUCAGGGGACUGACCACCUUGCCCUCGCUGCAGGGUGGGUGAAGCUUGCUGGCAACAGAAAAGGGCUGGAGAGCCCCUCACCCAGGGGUCUCUUCAGGCCUUGCCUUCACAGAGUCACUUUUAGGAACGAAACACGAGUGCAAUGUCACCCAGUGCUGUAGCAACUCCUGGAGACCUUCACAGCCCCACCCCCCGGCAGGUUUUAAGUAUUUGCUAAAUCACUAGAGGUUAAAGGAAAUUAUUUUCGUUUUUAAAAAGGUAUUAAAUUGAAUGUUUAAAAAAAAAAACCAACAAAAAACAAACAAACAAAAA